AUGGAGGGUCUUAUAGCAAGACUGAAUCAAGAGAUAGCGGUGAAAGAUUACCUGAACAAAGAGGUUAAUGAUUUAGGAGGGGAACUUGAAACUAUUAAGCAGAGAAGCAAAGAGAAUUUGGAGCAAGCUAUUUUGACCGAGAGGGAAAGAUGUACUCAGAUGCAGUGGGAUAUGGAAGAACUUAGACAAAAAUCUUAA
Messenger RNA from Eruca vesicaria subsp. sativa (arugula), 198 nucleotides. Lineage: Eukaryota; Viridiplantae; Streptophyta; Magnoliopsida; Brassicales; Brassicaceae. The record is from the annotation of a GenBank genome assembly.